Messenger RNA from Mesocricetus auratus (golden hamster), 967 nucleotides. RefSeq names its product SSU72 homolog, RNA polymerase II CTD phosphatase (gene Ssu72). NCBI's taxonomy places the organism in Eukaryota, Metazoa, Chordata, Mammalia, Rodentia, Cricetidae. The record is from RefSeq and is a predicted model, not a curated record. The coding region runs from base 177 to 761 and encodes 194 amino acids. The transcript is spliced from 5 exons. Gene Ontology annotation, molecular function: RNA polymerase II CTD heptapeptide repeat phosphatase activity. Gene Ontology annotation, biological process: termination of RNA polymerase II transcription. Gene Ontology annotation, cellular component: nucleus; mRNA cleavage and polyadenylation specificity factor complex.
CGUGCGGAUUGCUGCGCGGGCCCCCCGGAGAGCCGUGCCGACCUCCCCACGCAUUACGUCGCCCUCACUUCCGGGUUGCUGGUUUCCGGUUGCCGCCAUCUUCCUCGGGCGGAAGCCGGCUGCUUGGUGGGAGCUCCGGAGCUAGAGUGCCGUGGGGAGCGCUGUCGGCCGGUGCCAUGCCGUCGUCGCCGCUGCGGGUGGCGGUCGUGUGCUCCAGUAACCAGAAUCGGAGCAUGGAAGCACACAACAUCCUCAGCAAGCGGGGUUUCAGUGUCCGGUCCUUUGGAACAGGAACUCAUGUGAAGCUCCCAGGACCAGCACCUGACAAGCCCAAUGUUUAUGACUUCAAAACCACAUAUGACCAGAUGUACAAUGAUCUCCUCAGGAAAGACAAAGAACUCUAUACACAAAAUGGAAUUUUACAUAUGUUGGACAGAAAUAAAAGGAUCAAGCCCCGUCCAGAAAGGUUUCAGAACUGCAAGGACCUGUUUGACCUGAUCCUCACUUGUGAAGAAAGAGUCUAUGACCAGGUUGUAGAAGACCUGAAUUCCAGAGAACAGGAGACCUGCCAGCCAGUGCAUGUCGUCAAUGUGGACAUCCAGGAUAACCAUGAAGAGGCCACUCUGGGGGCAUUCCUCAUCUGCGAGCUCUGCCAGUGUAUCCAGCACACUGAGGAUAUGGAGAAUGAGAUCGAUGAGCUGCUGCAGGAGUUUGAGGAGAAGAGUGGCCGGGCCUUUCUGCACACUGUCUGCUUCUACUGAGCCAGCCGUGGUUGGUGAGCAGCCUGCCCUGCACAGCCACCUUUGGAGCCUCUUUUUCAAUCUGUUUCCCGUUCUGAUGUUUGUUUAUACUGCUAGGUGUAUGUCAUCUAUGUACUGUACAUAUGGAAUGAGAAGUACACAGAAAUGUCAGGUUGAAAUCAUUGUUUUUAACCAAGAGAAAUAAAGACGGUUUACUGUACAGUCUA